This is a messenger RNA of Malania oleifera, 432 nucleotides long. RefSeq lists its product as uncharacterized. The record is from RefSeq and is a predicted model, not a curated record. NCBI's taxonomy places the organism in Eukaryota, Viridiplantae, Streptophyta, Magnoliopsida, Santalales, Ximeniaceae. The transcript is spliced from 2 exons. Bases 1 to 432 code for a protein of 143 amino acids.
AUGAGGAAGAACGUGAAGUAUGAUUGGAUAGAUGAGUGCGAGCUGAGUUUUCAAGAGCUGAAACAACGAUUGGUUUCUGCUCUAGUUCUAAUCAUUCCAUCUGGGGAUGGUGGAUUUGUUAUCUUCAGUGACGCCUUUAAGAAAGGUCUUGGGUGUGUUCUAAUGCAGCAGGGAAGGGAGAGGAUCAAAACAGCUCAGAAGAAGGACGAAGAGCUGGUAGAGGUUAUCGAAGGGGUACAAAGUGAGUUAAAGCCGGAUUUCAAUAUCUUUAAUGAUGGGAUAUUAAAAUUCCAUAGCAGGGUUUGUGUAUUGAAUAACGUCGAGAUUAAACAGGUCAUUCUAGAGGAGGCACACUGUUCGCUCUACACAGUACAUCCUGGAAGUACGGAGAUGUACCAAACCUUAAGGAAUCUUUUUGGUGGUCGAACAUGA